UAAGGUAUUUAUUGAUGUAUCACUUUCGUAAUAUUUGGCCUCCGAAUCAAAAAGUUGCACUUGAUCUUUGUAUUUGUGGUCACCUUGAAGGAUGCAUAGAACGUUAACCUGUUUGGCCGUAACCACUAAUAGCGAUAUGAUGAAAAUACAAGUUUGCCAUAGGCCAGUUGCGUCUCGUGUUUACAAAUAGACACACAUCAAUUUUGUGUUAAAAUAACAUGUUGGUUUUCUAUCCAACAAAAUGGAAAACAAAACUAUAAGUGAAGUGGAAUUGACAGAAAAUGUUAACAAAGAUCAAAACGCGGAUACUAACAAAAAAGAAAAUGACGAAAGAAAAGAAACCCACGAACAAAUAUCCUGGUUGGAUAGAGUGAAGAUUUUAUUAAAGUUUUUUACUGUAGAACCAUUCUUACUGUGUUAUAUUAUGCCAAACGUGAUAUCAUCUCUAGCGGUGCAAAAACUUAAUUUGGAGAAAGCUUGUCGAUCCGAUUUAAAUUAUUCGGAGGAAAUGUGCACUUUGGCAUUUAGCGGCGAAGUUUUGGAUAAUGUUACUACAGCGGCUCUAAACGGUGCACACAAAAUGGUAGCUGAUAUGACAGCGUGGAAGCAACCUUUGCAGAGUGGAAUCCCUGCUAUAGCUAUCUUGUUUGUCGGAGCAUGGAGUGAUAAAACUGGAAAUAGGAAAGCUCUUAUGCUUUGUCCCAUUAUAGGGGAACUAAUAUCAGCUAUAGGAUUACUGUUUGCUACGUACUUCUUUUUAGAAUGGCCAUUAUGGGCAACGGCAUUAAUAGAAGCCCUUCCGUCUGCAUUCUCAGGGGGACUGUCAAUUGCUCUGAUGGGAUCUUACAGUUACAUAGCAGAUGUAACAACUGUUGAAUCUCGGACAUUUAGAAUCGGUGUAGUGGCUGUUAUAGUGACUCUGGGUAUACCAUUAGGGUCUUCUAUAAGUGGAGUAUUAACAGAAGCAGUGGGAUACUACGGUAUAUUCGGCAUUGGGACAUUAUUGUAUGUGUUAGCGUUCCUUCAAACAUAUUUCAGAGUGCAUGAUGUUAGAAGAGUGGAGAUGGAAGGAACAUUCGGAGAAAAAAUCAUCCAGUUCUUCCAUCCUAAACAUGUUUGGGAUACGAUGUCACUUCUUUUCACAACCGAGAGAAUGCAGUUGAACCAAAUUGUGCUUGUAAUUUUUGCUCAUAUUGUAAUCAUAGGACCAGUUUAUGGGGAGGCGGGAGUACUGUUUCUCUACACUUUGACGAAAUAUAACAUGACUGUGGUUGAGUUUAGCUUGUUCAUGACUUAUUCUAUCCUUAUGGGAUUAGGAGGGACUGCAGUGGCGGUAACCGUAUUCAGUAAAUAUCUGAAAAUGCAUGAUGCUCUAAUCGGCGUUAUAGCUACUGUAUGCAAAGUAGCAUCAAGUUUCGUAUACUCAUUGGCGCCAACAAAAGCCUGGUUCUACAGUGGUCCGGCUUUUGAUUUCUUUGGCAAUUCAGGAACAACAGCUAUCCGAUCUUUAGGAACUAAAGUUGUUGAUCAAGAUAAAGUCGGCAAGAUGUGUUCUUUGAUCGGCUUCGUGGAGGCAAUAAUUCCUGUGAUUUACACUCCUCUGUACAGCAAAGUGUAUAGUGGCACACUUGAUAAUUUCAUCGGUGCAUUUUAUCUGCUCGGUGGUAUUAUGACAGUACCAGCAUUCGUCAUAUUCCUAGCAAUCUACAGUAUACAAAAACGUCAAGCACGGGAUCAAGUAACCGACCCAGAAGCUAAGGAAAUGCAUGCUCAUGAAAACGCAGCUACAGUGCUUUAGUCCAAACUAAACAAAGAAUUCGACUGCCCCGAUUCUUAUAUUAUUACUUUAUACAAAGUCAAUGUUGUGGAAGAUUCCGUUUUUAGAUUUCUUGUUAUUCGCGAUGGCGGUCUAAUGUUGCCGGUAAAUAUUACUAAUUUUACUGAUCUUAAAAAUGACCAAGAUGUGUUUAAUUUAACAAGAAAACUAGUUACUAUGUUACAGAACAAGGUUAAGGAAUUUAAAAACACGAAAAUAAAUAUAAAAUUAAAGUAUGGCCUGUCCCAACAAAUUGUAAAUUGUCUGAUAA
Messenger RNA from Papilio polytes (common Mormon), 2087 nucleotides. Its product is annotated as proton-coupled folate transporter-like. The transcript is spliced from 5 exons. Gene Ontology annotation, cellular component: membrane. The coding region runs from base 242 to 1798 and encodes 518 amino acids. Gene Ontology annotation, molecular function: transmembrane transporter activity. The record is from RefSeq and is a predicted model, not a curated record. Lineage: Eukaryota; Metazoa; Arthropoda; Insecta; Lepidoptera; Papilionidae. Gene Ontology annotation, biological process: transmembrane transport.